Molecule: messenger RNA, 771 nt
Organism: Scylla paramamosain (green mud crab)
Lineage: Eukaryota; Metazoa; Arthropoda; Malacostraca; Decapoda; Portunidae
Exons: 4
Coding region: 75-659 (194 amino acids)
Source: RefSeq, a predicted model, not a curated record
ACAAAGCCGCUGUCAUACCCGUGCAGUAUCCGAAGAAGCGAAAUGAGGAACACGAUGGUUAAGAAUGCGCUGUGAUGAUACUGUUGCAGGGCCGCGGCGGUGGGCGAGAGAGGGACAAGCCACGGGCGGUGGGACAGCUGGAGGAGGAGCUACGGGCCGCCUUACGUCGCAGCUUGUGCUCCCCGAAGGCAAUGUCCCCACCCAUUGGAAUGGGUCUCGACGCCCACGCUGAUGAGGGCGGCGGCGCGUUGGCAGAGGCCCUUAGGCGCCUGGCGGAGGUGACGCGUCCAUGUGGUGACCUGGUCGCCCUCAUCAGCCACGGUUAUAGCCACAUCCAACACCAUUUAGACGCCACACUCAGACGCCUUCAUGCUGCUGAGACACUGCUCGGACAGACGGACGCCACUCAGAGGGAAAGGGAAGCCACUCGCCGGAGAGAUCUCGGGGCAGUCAACGCAGAUCUGACGCAGCGCCUGGAGGAGAGCGAAGCCAGGAGCCGCGCCCUUGUGUGUGAGAUGCAGCAGCUGGAGGAGGUCCUUGGUGUGGAGCGGCGGCGCGGACACUGCCUGGAGGAGGACAUGCGGGGGCUGGAGGCGCGGCUGCUGGAGGUGAGUGUGUGGCGCGUCUUGAGGCGUGGGGAAAGUGAAGUAAGAACAUAAGAAAACAAGAGAAACUGCAAGAAGCCGUCUGGCCUACAAGUAGCAGUCCUUGCAUAUAACUUACUUCCUUAUUUCCACCAAUCACCGUCAUUCAUUAGUUCGUCUAAGCUUU